AGUUUAUUAAGAGCUUUUAUUAUAAAUCAUCACUUAGGUGGGAAGGUUUCCAAUGGCUCAACUGUGUCGCUUUUACCACUCAAUUUCAAAGGGGCUUCAGGCUUUUGCAAUUCUAAAACCUUCUUACCCUUUUGCAUCUUUCUCUCAGGCAUUUUAUCAAACACUUUCACUACCCUCUUCUUCAAAGAGUCAAUAUCCACCUUUGAACUUCGAAUUUGAUUUGGAUGAUCCAGCUCUACUGCAAUUCCUCCAAUUGCUCAAAAAGGAUGAUAAACAUUGCCUUUCAUCACUGGAACCAAGUAAAGAUUUGAUAUGUUCCGCAAUUUGGGUCUUAAGGGAAGAUUGGAAACAUGCAUUGCGUGCCUUCGAAUUGAAUAGCUAUUGUAAUGAUGAGAAAGCUUGCAACUUGAUGAUUUGGGUUUUGGGAACUCACGGAAAGUUUUCUACUGCUUGGUCCAUUGUUCGAGAUAUGCACAGCUCGUCUCUCUCCACGCAUCAGGCUAUGCUUAUUAUCAUUGAUAGAUAUGCAUAUGCAAAUAACUCUGCGAAGGCUAUUGAAACAUUCAACUUUAUGAACAAGUUCAGAUUGACUCCUGAUCAGAAAGCAUUCCGUGCACUUUUGACUGCUCUUUGUAAACAUGGUAACGUUGAAGAGGCUGAAGAGUUUAUGCUAGUGAACAAGAAUCUCUUCCCGCUUGAAAUCGAGAGCUUCAACAUUAUUCUUAAUGGAUGGUGUAACAUAACAACUGAUGUAUAUGAAGCAAAAAGAGUUUGGAGAGACAUGUUAAAAUACUGUUUAACACCAGAUGCUACUUCAUAUAGCCACAUGAUUUCCUGCUUUUCAAAGGAAGGGAAUCUUUUCGACUCUCUUAGACUCUAUGAUCAGAUGAAGAAAAGGGAUUGGAUCCCGGGGAUAGAGAUCUACAAUUCUUUAGUGUAUGUCUUAACUCGUGAAAAUUGUCCGAAGGAAGCUCUCAAGACUAUAGAUAAGUUAAAGGAACAAGGUUUGCAGCCUGAUUCUGCCACAUUUAACUCCAUGAUAGUGCCUCUUUGUGAAGCUGGAAAACUAGCAAUGGCAAGAAUAGUGUUGAACACAAUGGUAGAGGAGACUAUUAGUCCAACUGUUGAGACCUACCACGCAUUUUUUGAAGCAGCAGAUUAUCAUGGAACUUUAGAAUUUCUGAGUAAGAUGAAAGGUUCUGGCUUGAGUCCAAAUAAGGAUUCCUUUCUUAUAAUUCUGGAAAAACUCUUUAAGUUGAAGCAGCCUGUAAAUGCAUUGAAAAUUUGGGCCGAAAUGAAGAAAUAUGAAGUGGUGCCCAGUUGUAUUCAUUAUAGAAAAAUGGUUGAAGGGCUUAUAUCAUGCAGGUGGUUCAUAAAAGCCAGGGAUUUUUAUGAGGAGAUGAUCUCAAAUGGAUGUUCCGAAGAUCCAAAGCUUAACAAAAUCCUUCAGAAAGAAGUACUCGGUAGCGGUGAUAAAAGAAAACAGAAUGUUAAAAAGGCUAAUAGUGAUAAAGUGUGAGAGUUUGGAAAGUGAUAAAUUGAAAAAACAAUUUCACCCAGAGCAGAGGAGAUAGAAAAGUUCUCUAUCUUGGAGCAGAGAAACAGAAGCUCCCGAUUUGUAUUUUGCAAUUCUGCAUUCUACCAUUGUGAAUCUUGUAGCAUUUUCAUUGCCAAUAUGGUUAAUUAAAGGCGACAUUUCUCGAGUUCACUCCAUAGUUGUGGUAGUGUGGUUGCAAUCUCUUGACAACCUGCCUAAGUUUUAAAAUUUACUACAAGAGCGGAUGUACUGAAUAAAUUGGUUGCAGCUGCUGCUGCAUGUUCUGGCCUUAUAUUCCAUUGUCUUGAUUGUGUCCUGUGGUUCCUCAUUCAAAAGCAUGAGAAGUUCAUAUUUUGGUUGUCUUCCUGGGAGUUCUAUCUAAUAAAAUUGCAAGGAUUUGCGUUGCAAGAACUCGGCUUGGUCUGACAUUGUAUGUGUGAGUCCAAUUUUCUCCCGCUGAAUAUAAGUCCAAGAAAACACUCUUUGACAUAUAAACUUCCAUAGUGAUCCUUACUCAAAACAAUUAUAAUAUCUUGGUCCCUUUUAAAAUUCAAAGUAUUAGGAAUACCUCCAAAAAUUACUGACAAAGUUAUCAUCAUAUCUUGGUGCUUGAUAUUUUACAGUUUGUGCAUGUGUAUUGAAUACUCUAUCUGCAUGUUGGUUAAUACUUUAAAAAUAAGAAUGUGUAGAUUGAUUUCAUUCACUACUCAUAACUUAGAUGCGCCGAUUUCUCAGUUA
Lathyrus oleraceus (garden pea) is the source of this 2275-nucleotide messenger RNA. Its product is annotated as pentatricopeptide repeat-containing protein At1g80880, mitochondrial. The record is from RefSeq and is a predicted model, not a curated record. NCBI's taxonomy places the organism in Eukaryota, Viridiplantae, Streptophyta, Magnoliopsida, Fabales, Fabaceae. Gene Ontology annotation, molecular function: protein binding. The transcript has 2 exons. The coding region runs from base 53 to 1519 and encodes 488 amino acids.